AGGGUAGGGUUACUAUUUUGUUACAGGAAUUUGGGUUCUCUGAUUCCGGUGAGCUAAUAUUCGAUGAUGAUCUUUGUCUUGACAUUUCAAGCAAAGAGAGAGGAGGUAAAGUUGGAAUACUAAACUGUCAUGGACUGGGAGGGAACCAGAAAUGGGAGUACAAUAAUGUGACUCGUCAUCUUCAACACAUGGUAACUAAGCUUUGUGUGGAAAAGGGACCUGGCAAUAUUCUUGUUAUGAAUAAUUGCAUGGAGUCUUUCCCUUCUCAGGAAUGGAUCUUUGGUCGUAAAUACAACUCUAAGAAGAGGAAACACUGAUUGAGACAGCAAUAAAUAAAUCUAUUUUUUCAGAAGUUUUCAAAUAAUAAUAAUAAUAAUCAUUUAAUUAUU
Messenger RNA from Amphimedon queenslandica, 389 nucleotides. Its product is annotated as polypeptide N-acetylgalactosaminyltransferase 5-like. The transcript has 2 exons. The annotation marks the transcript as partial. Lineage: Eukaryota; Metazoa; Porifera; Demospongiae; Haplosclerida; Niphatidae. The record is from RefSeq and is a predicted model, not a curated record.